AUGGAAUUUCAGUUAAUCUUCGCUGGAGAAUACACAAAAGCCAUGAAUAAAGACUGGCACAGUGACCAUUUCUGUUGUUGGCAAUGCGAUCAAACUCUGACUGGACAGAGGUAUAUCAUGAGAGAUGAGCAGCCAUACUGUAUCAAAUGUUAUGAGGAUGUGUUUGCAAAUCAAUGUGAUGAAUGUGCUAAACCAAUCGGAAUUGAUUCGAAGGACCUUUCCUACAAAGACAAGCAUUGGCACGAGCAUUGUUUCCUCUGCAGUAUGUGUAAAAUCUCACUUGUCGACAUGCCAUUUGGCAGCAAAAAUGAUCGGAUUUUCUGUUCCAACUGUUACGACCAGGCAUUCGCGACACGAUGUGAUGGAUGCAACGAGAUCUUCCGAGCAGGAAUGAAAAAGAUGGAAUACAAAGGAAAACAAUGGCAUGACAAAUGUUUCUGCUGUGCUCAUUGUAAAGUGGCAAUCGGAACAAAAUCAUUUAUUCCCAAAAACGAUGACGUCUUCUGUGGUCCGUGUUACGAGGAGAAGUUCGCAACGAGAUGUUCGAAAUGUAAAAAAGUGAUAACAGCUGGCGGAGUGACAUAUAAGAAUGAGCCAUGGCAUCGGGAAUGUUUCUGUUGCACGAACUGUAAUUCAUCGCUGGCCGGACAGAGAUUUACAAGCAAAGAUGAAAAACCGUAUUGUGCGAAUUGUUAUGGAGAUUUAUUCGCGAAGAGAUGUAAUGCAUGCACCAAACCAAUCACAGGAAUCGGUGGCGCCAAAUUCAUCUCAUUCGAAGACCGACAUUGGCACAAUGACUGUUUCAUUUGUGCUCAAUGUACAACAUCUCUGGUAGGCAAAGGAUUCAUUACCGAUGGUCAUGAGAUUCUGUGUCCUGAAUGUGCGAAGCCACUAGCAGUAUGGUAUAAAGAAGGAUCAUGUGGAUGCUCUGUGUGUCUGAAUAUUCUUCUCUACUUCUGUUUCGUUUUCCCAUCUUACAUUCAUGCUGUUUAUGUCUGCUAUCUGAGAGAUCGUCGUUGA
Molecule: messenger RNA, 1020 nt
Organism: Caenorhabditis remanei
Lineage: Eukaryota; Metazoa; Nematoda; Chromadorea; Rhabditida; Rhabditidae
Exons: 6
Coding region: 1-1020 (339 amino acids)
Cellular component (GO): membrane; Z disc; nucleus
Molecular function (GO): transcription coregulator activity
Source: RefSeq, a predicted model, not a curated record